UUAAACUUCAGACUCCCUCACUUCUCUCUCUUAUAGUCACAUCGUAGAAAUAAACCAAGCUCCUCAUUUUCUUGUACGGCAGGCUCAAUUCAGUCUUCAGCCAUGUCCAGCUCAAGUCACAAGGGGAUUCUCAAAACUGAAGCCCUCACAAAGUAUAUAUUGGAAACAAGUGCAUACCCAAGAGAGCAUGAGCAGCUGAAAGGCCUCAGGGAGGCCACGGUAGAAAAGCAUAAGUAUUGGAGCCUGAUGAAUGUCCCUGUCGAUGAGGGACUGUUCAUUUCAAUGCUUCUAAAGAUCAUGAAUGCCAAGAAGACAAUCGAACUCGGAGUGUUCACCGGUUAUUCUCUCUUGGCAACAGCUCUUGCCCUGCCUCAAGAUGGCAAGAUAAUAGCGGUUGAUCCAGAUAAAGAAGCGUACCAAACUGGAGUGCCAUUUAUCAAGAAGGCAGGUGUGGAGCAUAAGAUCAACUUCAUUCAAUCAGAUGCAAUGACAGUUCUAAACGAUCUCAUUGCCGAUGGGAAAGAAGAAGGGACAUUGGACUUUGCGAUGGUGGAUGCUGAUAAGGAGAACUACCUCAACUACCAUGAGCUGCUGCUGAAGUUGGUUAGAGUUGGAGGCAUAAUCGCUUACGAUAACACUCUAUGGUUUGGUUCAGUAGCGCGAUCUGAAGAAGAAGAAAUGAUGGAUUUUGAGAGAGCAGGCAGAGUCCAUUUCAUGAAGUUGAACAAAUUCUUGGCAUCAGAUCCCAGGGUUGAACUCUCUCACCUUUCUAUUGGAGAUGGCGUCGCGCUCUGCAGGCGCCUCUAUUAGCCUAAAUCCCACUACAAGAAAAAAGAGAUACGGUGACAUUUAUAACGAGUCACUAUAAACAUAGGGUGUCGCUACAACAUAGCGUCACCUUAUCCACUGAGGUUUAGGGUUUGCUUAUGGUGUUGAUUUUUCAAGGAAGUCUUUUGACGGAUUUGUAUUUGUAUUUGAACUCAUGUCCAGACUCUGUUUUGGGAAUGAAUUUCUGCUUCAAGUUUCAA
Molecule: messenger RNA, 1028 nt
Organism: Vitis riparia (riverbank grape)
Lineage: Eukaryota; Viridiplantae; Streptophyta; Magnoliopsida; Vitales; Vitaceae
Product: flavonoid 3',5'-methyltransferase
Exons: 5
Coding region: 103-810 (235 amino acids)
Molecular function (GO): S-adenosylmethionine-dependent methyltransferase activity; O-methyltransferase activity
Source: RefSeq, a predicted model, not a curated record